AUGGAGGAUGGGUGGCUGUCACCAUCUGAAACAGAUCCUUUUGACAAGGGCGAUGCGACCAUGGGCCCCUCCAUCUACACGCUGACCGACCAGCUCAUCAAGCCCAUCACCCUGGCCGCAGGCGGCAUGAGCUGGGCGCUGAUGAGGCAUCCCGCUGGGCUUGCGUGCGACCUCUUCGUCACGCACGCCUGGCAGGAAGGAAUCUUUGAGUUCAGCCACCAGCUCCUGAACUCCUGGCCCUUCGAAGCGCAGAACGCCUGGUGCUGCAUGCUGGCGAACCCACAGAACCUGAGCAUCGAGCGGCUGAUCAGCGACCCGAGGUCCUCACCGUUUGCUGUGGCCCUGGCAUCCGCCAAGUACGUGCUGGUGGUGCCAAAUGUUCAUGGGAGCGUUUAUGCCCGUCUUUGGUGUGUCUACGAAGCGUUUCUCGCCUUCGAGCACGAGAAGAUUAUUCUAACAGCCACCCGGCCCUGCUGCCGAGCGAAGUUCUGGGCCGGCAGCGCUGUAUUUCUUGCAUUCAGCAUCGGGCUUUGCAUGGGCCUGUGGCUUCGCAACCUCGAUGGGCCUUUGGAGUACGCAGCCCCCCUGACCGAGUGGCUGCUGAUUAUCUUCUGCUCCGGCAUUCUUGUGUCAGGUUGCGUCACCAUGCCUCUCUGCCGUCGCGUGGCCCACCUCGUCAGCGCCGGUUUGGCUGGCUUCUUUGCCGCGGUCUUGUUUGUGCCACCGGAUUUGCCUGAGGCACUAGACUCAACAUUUGCUACGAUGGGGGUGGUCUUCUGGUGCUUGAUGGGGAUAUGUGUGCUGGUUUCGGAGGUGGACCAGCUGAAUCGGAGAGCAAUCGAGGAAAGCGAGCUUAGCUUGCAGGUUGGCUAUUCGGGGAGUAGCAGCUGCGCAAAGUGUUCGCGGGAAGAUGAUUCUGUCAGGAUCUGGCGGGAAAUCGGCGCACGAUCCAGUGUAGUUGACUCAACGAUCGCUGUGCUGCUGAGAGCUGGGAUGUCGACUGCAUCUUUGCGCCGGGCAUCAGCAGCCGGAGUAGAUGUCAAAAAUGCUGGAGAUGCAGACCAUGCCACGGUUCUGUAUUUUGUGACAUUCCAUGCUGUCAGACUUGCCGUCUGCAUGAUGAUGGUUGGCUCUUGGCUUGGCUGGGUGGUUGCGAUCAUCUGGGUUUGGGCCAUCCUUGGUACUGUCUUGGCCUACGUGCGCUCGCAGAAAGACGGCCGCGCCUUCAUCUGCAAAGUCGCGAAGAAGGUCCUGGCGCUGGACCUUCUCCAAGUCAUCGUCUGCAAGUACUCCGAGCUGACCUUCAAGUCAAAUGCCAGGAUUGUGCUUCCGCUGGGCGCCUCAACGGCCUUCCUGACGUACGUGCUCUCGGUUAUCGGCCUGGAUGGGGUCGCGGCGAUGCCAGGUUGCGGAACAUUUCUUGCCAGAGCACUUCUGAUUGAGAUUUUUUUCAGUCUUUCACAAAUCUGUGCUCCCACAUCGCGUCCCGAGCCCUGUGCACUUUGUGCUUCAGGGAACAGUUCCGACGAGGAAACUGCAUCUGAGCUUGCUGAGUCUUCUGACUCGGGCACGCCCUCCUAG
Symbiodinium natans is the source of this 1581-nucleotide messenger RNA. NCBI's taxonomy places the organism in Eukaryota, Dinophyceae, Suessiales, Symbiodiniaceae. The record is from the annotation of a GenBank genome assembly.